CUGUUGACUUCCUGUGAAGAAGUCAUGGUGGUGAUGAUAGUGUGGUGCAACGUAAACAACAUUCAGUGACCUGUCGAGAUUAAAUGCCCCAAUAGUCAACGAAAGGAAAUGAAUACUGGCUAAGAGAUAGCCACAGUCGAAAAUGAUUUUAAGGAUAUGAGCACCUAAGUUUUAUUUUUAAAUGUAUAUAGAUGUACAUGAAGCACUGCAUUGAGUUUUGAAAUUUUUACAUAACACUUCUUUUACUUGAUUUUAACAUAAUUUUUGCAAGGUUUAGACUUUGAAAAGAGCAACUAAAAUCUUUUGAGUUGUAAAAUUAUUUGAAAAAAUUCUUAAAAAAGCACUUUGAAAUAUUAUUACUUUAAUCAAACAUCAUGGCUGCUGCUAUGGAUUUUGAAGGGUUCUCUAACCCCGAUAUGGAAAAUGGAGGAAGCAAUCUCUUCAGUCCAGACAAUGAUGAGUUUGAUGUUGAAAUGUCUUCGUUACUAUCAAAGAAUGCAUUGGUGAGUCCAAAUAAUGAAGAAUAUGAAUACCUUGUUGAGGUGAUUAAAACACGUGCAGAUGAAGGCCAAGGAGAGACAAUCUAUGAAGUUGGAACUGGAGAGGGAGAUAAGCCCGGCCUUAAAGAUGAGGAUAUGAAGGCAUCAAUAGCAACUCUCACAAGUAUCUGCGAGUCUUUAGAUUUACAAUGUGUUCAGCUUCGAGAAAGAACAGCAGAAGAGGGUAAAGUCUGUGAAUAUCUACUGCGAAGAAAACUUGAAUCCCAAGAUUUUAUGGAAAUUAGAGUGGCAGUUGUAGGAAAUGUAGAUGCUGGAAAGAGUACAUUACUAGGUGUACUAACACAUGGAGAUUUAGAUAAUGGUCGAGGUAUUGCCAGGCAGAAAUUAUUCCGACAUAAACAUGAGAUGGAAACUGGUAGAACAAGUAGUGUAGGAAAUGAUAUUCUUGGAUUUGAUUCUUCCGGAAAUGUUGUAAAUAAACCCGAUCAUGGACAUCUGGAUUGGAUUAAAAUUUGUGAAGCUUCAGCAAAGGUUGUAACAUUCAUUGAUUUGGCUGGUCAUGAAAAAUAUUUAAAAACAACAGUUUUCGGAAUGACUGGUCAUGCGCCUGACUUUGCUAUGUUAAUGGUUGGUGCCAAUGCUGGUGUUAUUGGAAUGACAAAAGAACAUCUGGGUUUGGCUUUAGCCUUAAAUGUACCGGUAUUUGUUGUAGUUACUAAAAUAGACAUGUGUCCUGCUAAUGUUUUACAAGAUACUUUAAAAUUACUUCAAAGAAUUCUCAAAUCUCCAGGUUGUCGGAAAAUACCAGUCAUGGUAGCAACAACAGAUGAUGUUGUAUGCUCUGCGACCAAUUUUACAUCAGAGAGGAUGUGUCCAAUAUUCCAGGUUUCAAAUGUGACUGGAGAAAAUUUAGAUUUAUUAAAAAUGUUUCUUAAUUUAUUAUCUACAAGAGUGAAAUGCAACUUAAAUAAACCAGCAGAAUUUCAAAUAGAUGACACAUUUUCAGUACCGGGUGUAGGUACAGUUGUGUCGGGUACAUUAUUACAAGGUAUUGUUAGAUUAAAUGAUUCUUUACUCCUGGGGCCAGAUGCAUUAGGUCAGUUUAUGUCAAUGGUGAUAAAGAGUAUACAUCGAAAACGUAUGCCAGUCAAAGAAGUCAGAGGGGGUCAGACAGCAUCAUUUGCACUUAAAAAGAUAAAAAGAUCUGUUAUUAGAAAAGGUAUGGUAAUGGUUUCACCAAAACUAGACCCUAAAGCAUGUUGGGAAUUUGAAGGAGAAAUAUUAGUUCUACAUCACCCCACGACGAUAAGUGUUCGUUAUCAAGCCAUGGUUCAUGUAGGAAGUGUUCGUCAGACAGCAACAAUUCUUAAUAUGACCGAAGAACAUCUAAGAACGGGUGAUAAAGCUCAUGUUCGAUUCAGAUUCAUCAAAAACCCUGAAUAUCUGAAACCAGAUAUGAAAAUGGUGUUUCGAGAAGGUCGAACAAAAGCUGUUGGAACUGUUAUCAAGCUGUAUCCACACGUCAGUGCAGUAGCGCAAAAUACUCGUCAACAAAGGGCAGCCAAGAAAGCUCAAGAGCACAAACAUCAAGUAAACCCACAGAACGAACCCCAAAAACCAAGUAAGAGAAGCCGGAGAGUGCAGAAAGGCGAGUACAGGCCGUCAGAAGUUCAAACAAAUGGAGAUUUACAACCACCACCUGAUUCAACAGUUUCAAAACCUCCCACAUAAUAAACUGUGACUUGUCUUAUAAUAAAAUCAUUCAUAAUGCACACAUUUCAGAGCUCAUGUUGUUUCUUGUCCAAAUAACAUUCAGUUGGAUUUGUAUUGUUUUCUAGAAUGAUGAUUUCAGCUAAAAGAUUUUUUUUUUAAAUUUCAAAAUUGCUUGGCAAUACUCAGAAUUCAAAGAUAAAAUGAUAAAGAUCUUCUUAAAUUUCAUUGAGACAAUAAACUAAAGUGGUUCAUUCUGUGAAACAAUCAUUUCUAAUACUUGUUUUAGGUAUCGGUUUAUUUAAAUCUGUGAAUUCAUUUUUACCUUCUUGUCUCAUUCUUAUUUAUUUUUAUUGAGAGAAAAACCAACAGUGUUUCACAUCUGUUCCUUAUCAUGAUUUAUAUGUAGACUUUUAUGGUUGGUUUUUAUUUUUAUUACAGAUGACAAAAAAAAGGAGUUUUUAUUUAGUUUUAUUUUUCUUUCCAUGUGUUGCAUUUGUAUAUCUAUUUAUCCAAUUACCUACUGUCCCGGGUGUCUGUUCAGUUCAUAAAUACUGGUUAUUUUCUUCAUGAGGGUGAAUUUGUGAAACAAUUCUUAAGUCAUUUUGUCUGCUGUAGAUUCUUAUAAACCAAAUUAGAUCAUAAUUUGUAUGAAACUUUGAUCUUUGAAUGUUUAUAUGUCAUUAGAACUCAUGUUGGUUCAAAAUGUCUAUAUUUUGUAUUGAUUUUCAUUAAUAACCAUGCUUAACACAACUGUGGUUUUACAGCCAGUUAAGACAGAAAAUGCAUUGAAAAAGACACUUAAAGACUAGUCACUGUGCUCUCUGGAACAUUACCGGUAUUACAAAUUCCGGUGUGAGUUAAAUUUUACUGAAAAAAGAAGAUUAUCCAUUUUUUGUUACUAAAUUUAAAAGAAAUUAAA
Patella vulgata (common limpet) is the source of this 3132-nucleotide messenger RNA. Its product is annotated as GTP-binding protein 1. The record is from RefSeq and is a predicted model, not a curated record. Gene Ontology annotation, biological process: translational elongation. Lineage: Eukaryota; Metazoa; Mollusca; Gastropoda; Patellidae. The transcript is spliced from 11 exons. The coding region runs from base 375 to 2231 and encodes 618 amino acids. Gene Ontology annotation, molecular function: GTPase activity; translation elongation factor activity; GTP binding.